Molecule: messenger RNA, 5474 nt
Organism: Pocillopora meandrina
Lineage: Eukaryota; Metazoa; Cnidaria; Anthozoa; Scleractinia; Pocilloporidae
Source: the annotation of a GenBank genome assembly
GCGCUUUGUUCAACAACUGUGCUCAACAGUUUAGAAACAUUGAUGGUAGUGAAGACAGGUUAUCAAAGACACAACUAGAAACAGAACGUAAAUGCCUAAUCCAAAUAUUUCAACCCAAGGUAAGGGGUUUAGGGCUGUUGCUUAGAUUCUUCCUUGAAAACGAAAGCGACAAUUUGUGACAAAUGAUUGCACGUACUUCGCGUGAAUCAAGGACGCCAUAUUUUUGAAGAACAACUGUAGCACUAAAAAACGGCGUUCAAGCUUGAGUCUUAGUACUUUUUAGUUUAUUCAACACUCAAGUCGAUUUAAAUGCAUCGAAGUAUCUCUAAAACACAAAAUGUUUCUGUACGAGCCAUCAAAAAGUGUUUCUACAUCCCGUUUUUUCAACGGAUUAAAACAGCUGAAAAUCUGUAGUUCCUUGGACAUUUGUAAACGAAGGCAACUUACGCGCGUUUUUUUUUCUUCAUAGUUUCUGCUUAUUAGUAAGUGACUGUAUAAAGGAAUCUAGAAAAUAUAUAGCCAAUGGUUUUGAUCUAAAGAUCAUUAGUUAUAAUGGCUUCUAAAACGUUGUGUGCGGCAGCCAGAGAGGUUUUUGAGUACUCCGUGUCCGGUGGUCAGAAAUUUUUGCAGUUUCCCCAGAGAGAUCCUAUUAAACUUCUUAAAGUGUCAGAUUUUUGUUUAGAAAUUCAAGGCGAUUUCCAAACACACCUAUUGUAUAUUUUUUGAAGUGGAUGAAUUUUCUGAGCUUGUGCAUACCCUAGAAUUGUUGGAUUUUUGACAAUUAGGGAACAUCUCUGACCUACUAAAAACCUGUCUGGCUGCGGGACAUGUUGACACUUAGCUUCUUAAAACCGCACACCUGAUUCAGAUAAAAUGCAUGAGCUGUCCCAACCACAAUUAUGUAAUGAGUACGCCCGUAAACAUGUCUACUCGCUGGUGUACUCUGUGGACUUUAUCUUGAGAAUUUCAAAGAUGUUAUGAACAUGCUUAGUUAUAACCAUUGACAAAUUGAGGAACGUAUCUUCCAUCUUGAAAGUUGAUAAUCUGACGAUGAAAUUAUCCUCUCCUUUCUUCUCAGACUGGUACUACCAUGCUCCUAGUAAGAGAGUGGCACAACCUGCAAAACCUGCUCCUGCUGCAUCACAGAUCCCUGGGAUAGGGGGACUCCCUGAUGAGUUGGCCAACCCCGAGGGUGAUGAUAGACAUUUCAGAAGGAAGUGGAUAAGGGACACAGACUCAAAGUAUAUAAAGCUUGCUAAAGGAGGAGGGCGAAAGAAUUUGUUGACAUUCCGCAGUCCACAAGUGAAGGCUGAGGAACCAGUUCCUUACCCACGAGUGGAAUGGUUUGAUCAUGAACAUCCAGAAGAAGAAGUGGAUGAAUCUAGUCAUGAAUUUGUAGUUCAAAAUGAGGAGGAAAAUAAAGAGAAAAAGCAAGGGUAAGCAUAGACACAUACAGGUAUUUGUGCAACAUGUCAACAAUUGUAUAAUAAGAGAACUUGAGUUGAUAGUGUAAAUCGGCCACCAUAAACUGACAUUUCAAGUGUUAGCCCUUCAUCAGAUGGUUAGCUUAUUAGCUCCAUCAAUGAAUCCCUCAAUACUAUGCAAACUUCAAGAUUCAACCAAUACCUUAACCCCCUAUAAGUGACUGGCUUCUAAUUUCUCUUUACAGUAUCACCUUUGAAUCAAAUGUAGAGGUCAUGAGAAUAACAAAAAUUAUCACCAAUUCAAGGAGCUCAUGAUUUUCAAACAAACUCUCCUUGUCAUUACUGUAGAAAAUGUAGAGAGAUCAGUGUGGAGCGUAUGAAUCUUAAUGUUAGAGUGUAACAAUUAAAUUGCAUCAAUUAAUCAGUUGGAGUCCUUGAAUCCAGGAACAAUAUCUUUUGAACAUUCUUUCAUGGGACAAGUGUAAAAUAUUUACUUUUACAAGUCUUUCAGCAGGUGGUCAAAUGAACAUGCAGUAAACCAACUCAAUGUGUUGUCUUUUCAGAUAUCAAGUCCUCCCAGAAUGGUAUGUUCACGUCCAUGAUGUGCCAGCAGAUGAUGAGAUUGUGACAGGUUCUUUUCGAUCCAAACGACCAAUAAUGGGAUUUGAUAAUCUUUCCAAAUGGCAACGGUAAGAAUUCUCAUAGUCAACAUUUACCAUGAAUAUUUCAAAGAAAAUGUUUAACCAUUCAAAACCUAGAAGUGACCAGCCUCAAAAUUCUCUCAACAACAAUACUGCUGAAUCAUUCUUUUAGAUUAUGAGAAUAAAGGAAAUGAUCACCAACUUAAGAAGCUUUGAUUGUCAUAGAAUUCUCCACAUCAGUACCAAUGGAAAUGUAUAAAGAAGUGUACAAAAAAUAUGAAUACUGAUGUUACUGUAAAAAGGUUAAAGAUAAAUGAUGUUUCCAUUGCAGGGACUCUAAAGAUGCAAAACAAAAUCCCAACAAUGUUAGACUUCCUCCUUUGAAGAAGAUUCACAAGGUGGAUAAAAGGUAUGAAGAACUGAAGGCAGCACAAAGAAUUGCACCUCAGGCUCAAGGAAGACACGCAAGGUUACCAAAAAUGUAAGUGAAAUUUAAUACUGUGGCUAAAAUGGAUUAUUCCCAAAUGACCUACACCAGACAGGAAAAUUCAUCACUUUCCUAACUAACAAUCUAAUCUGAGAGCAAAACCUAACCCAGCAGCUUGUUGUCCAUUGAUAUUUUAAUCCUCUGAGCCUUAAGGAUUGACUAACAUCUAAUAUUUUCUUAGCAACAUCAUCCCAGAAUCAAACAUUAACUCAUAACUCUCAAGGUCUGAUUGUUGAUUCUCACCUCUUGCUGUUAUACAUUCCCUUGUAAAUACUGUACCUUACAAGAAUUUGGUCUUAGAUCUAGAAAACAGCUUUUAUCUGAUAACUUUGAGUAUUCACAUUACAAGUUUGCAGGAUAAUGUGUGGAUAUUAUAGGGAGAAGUUACAUGUUAAUCACCUCUGGGAGUUAAAGGGUAAAGGUCACAAGAAUAAAGGAAAUGAUUACCAUUUAAAGAAGCCCUUGAUUGUUAAACAAAUUCUCCUUGUCAGCACCUCAGAAAAUGUAUAGAGAACAGUAUGGAGAAUAUGUAUACCGAUGUUGGGGUGUAAAGGGUUGAUGUACUUCAUGCAGUUUUCUCCUUAUCAUAUUUUCUUCUUCUCUAAUAAACCAUAAUUUUAGUUACCUUGGUAUUUUUAUUUUUAUAAAAAAUCAAUUGAAAUGAGCUAUAUAUUAUAUUUUUAGUGAAAAUGAACAGGUCGAUUUUAAGCAUUUGAUGUCCAUGGGUUACCAACGAGAUUGGUUGCAAGAACAGAAACAAAAGACAAAGGAAGAAAAAACAGAAAAAAAGGUUAGUUGAAUUGGGAGUUGUCUCCUUAUAAAACCCUCCCAAAACAUCUAUUUCCUCUGGCAAUUAAAUGGCUGUUGUUUAGUUUGUUUGUACAACUCUGGGUAACCAAACAACAAAUGAUUUAGUCAAGUUGACCCCAAAGAAGAUCUUGAAUGUUAAACAAAUUCUCCCUGUCGGAACCUAAGCAAAUUUAAAAAGAAAAAUGUGCAUGGAGACUAUAUGCCUACUGAUGUCUUGGUGAAAAGGGUUGAAAAUUAAAAAUAUUUUUGUCCAUAAAAUGCACCAGUUGGUAAAGUGAUUCUUUAAAAAAAAACAGUGUUACUUUUAAAUUUCACUACUAAUGUGGUUACUUCUUUUAAAGUAAUUAAGCCAGGAUUCUUUAACUGGAUUUAGUACAUACCAAAACAGUGUUUCUAUUCACCUCCAAGUAACUUACGCUGGAUUUGUACCCAAAAACAUCAUAAUUUUCACAGGAAUAAGUGACUUUUGUGCCACAUUGUCUCACUGUUUAAGUAUAUACAGAAACAGAUAUUCACCUCAGAGUUGGUGGCUAACAGUAUAUAUUUACUGGUACCUUGCUGCUUAGUGGCCUUGUAAAUAUCCAUCCCAGGCCACCUCCACUUUGGUAAAUAGUAGUUAAUAACUAAUAAUAGUCAUCAGUAGUAUCAAAUAUAGUACUUAGUUAAUAUUUUUUAUCUCUGUAGAAACAACAAGAGGAAGUCGAAGAUAAGCGAGAGAAACAACACAAUAAAGCUAUAAGGUAGGCUCAUAAACUGCUUAAUUUACAACACUACACCUUAGUAAAAAAGUAAACUGUUUACACUUGCUGUGAUUUGGUGACAUGGGACAGUCAUCAAAAGUAUUACUCAUUGUCUUAUCAUUAAUAAUGAAUUAAUUUUGUUUCCAGGAAACCAAACAAUGCAUCUGAUGGUGACAAACCUAUGUUCAAACUUAGCAAGUAAGUUUACUAAUGGUAACCAUUUUGAUUGAGGAGUAAUUUGUAACAUCACUUUUUUUGCAAAUAUCACUUAGUUUGUAUAAAUUUAAAUUCAUCAUGCAUUACUGAUUUUUUUGCAACUUAGGUUUGAAAGGAUACAACCCAGAGUGGAGAGUUUCCGGACUUGAACAAUCCCAGGGACUUCUGUGUGAUUCAUCAGAUGGAGAAAAGCUUUCUGCCUUUUAAAAAUACUUCAGGUCAGGAGGGCCCUCAAUAAUAUUGUCAGUGAAACAAACCAAUUACUUUACAGCACGAGGGAAUAAAAAAGGGAGAAUCUAGCUGACAUGCAAGCCAUCAAAACAUUUACAUAAAGAGUUUUAUUUAAGACAACUUCAAGAGUGUUUAAAAUUCGAUUUUAGAUACAAAGCUUUGUGCAAAAAGUUGAACAAAGAUAUUGAUGUUAUUUAAGGUGCUUUUAGUAGCACACUAGUUAACUGUGUGUUUUGCAUCAAGUUAUUAUGGGAAAAAUUCAUUUUGAACCAAGAUUACCAUUACCUAAUGAGAUUUUAGGAAAAGUGUCACUAGUGUUGUCCAGAGAUUUUAAAUAACCAGCCAUAAAAUAGCUCUUGUCAGUAAGGGUCUAACUUCAUUCCAGAUCAAGACAAGCAUUCUACCACUUAGUCUUAUCAGAUUAAUGGGCACUGAUGAAAUGAGUGACCAGUAUAAGCAGUGGCCUUAGGUGCUUCUCAAGAACACUGCAUUAUAUUUAAAAUCUGAUUUAUAUUGUGGAUAAGCUAGAGGGUUCAUAGAGGGAUCUUGAGGCAAACAGAUGCAUGAAUAUUGAUUCAUAAAGAGUGAAUGAUAUACACAUGUAAAUUUUUAUGACAUUCUGAUGAGUGUUGAGCUAAAUUGCUCUGUAAAUGAUUGUACAAACUAACAUGAACAUUGCUAUCAAAGUCAUAUGAUUUAGAGUAAAGUUGCAUGAUCACAAGUCAUCAUUGUGUAUAAAAAGUACUUGUAUUAUUUAUUACAUUAUAUAACACAUACAUGACGUUUUAUUCAUUUGUGAAUCAUUUGGGAGAAUGAAAAUAAAAACUUCUCAGAAUUUGUGACCACUGUUUGUGAACCUGCCAAGACAUUGCCUGUAAUAGAACUGACUUUUCCAACUACCGAUACACAGCAUGACACAUGUAGG